Rhipicephalus sanguineus (brown dog tick) is the source of this 390-nucleotide messenger RNA. RefSeq names its product cell division control protein 42 homolog. Gene Ontology annotation, cellular component: dendritic spine; cleavage furrow. The transcript has a single exon. NCBI's taxonomy places the organism in Eukaryota, Metazoa, Arthropoda, Arachnida, Ixodida, Ixodidae. Gene Ontology annotation, molecular function: GTP binding; GTPase activity. The coding region runs from base 1 to 390 and encodes 129 amino acids. Gene Ontology annotation, biological process: stress fiber assembly; small GTPase-mediated signal transduction; cell migration. The record is from RefSeq and is a predicted model, not a curated record.
AUGCAGCCUUUCCUCUGCCGCCCCAGCGCCAUGCUUGCGUGGAACGGAGGACCCGCACCCGCGUACGGGGCCGACCCAGGCGAAGAGGGAGCAAAUGAGCGGUUGCGGCCGCUGUCGUAUCCGGACACAGAUGCCAUCCUCAUGUGCUUCAGCAUUGACUUACCCGAGUCCCUGGAGAACAUCCCGGAGUCGGAGAGCAUGGAGCCAUGCCUCUGCCGCCCUAGCGCAACGCUUGAGGGGAACGGAGGACCCGCAUACGCGUACAGAGCCGACCCAGGCGAAGAGGGAGCACAUGACCGGCUGCUGCCACUGUCGUAUCCGGACACAGACGCCAUCCUCAUGUGCGUCAGCAUUGACUCGCCCGACUCCCUGGGGAACAUCCCGGAAUAA